AUGUCCUCAUCGUCAGAAAAGCUUGAAAUGAAUACUAUAGCAACGAAAGAUGCUCUUCGUCUUUGUCGUGAAACAGAAGAUAUUAAUACAAUAUUAGCAUUAACAGCUCAUACUGAUCCGAUUGUACGACAACGUGCAUUGAAAGAAAUAUGUCCAUGUCGUGUUAAAGAUGAUAUUGAUCUAUUUUGGGAACGUGUAAUAGAAAUGAUUGAGGAUCCAGCUGACAAUGUUCGAGAACAAGUAUUACAUACAUUAUGUGAUGGUUCCCCUGAUCAUAUGGAAAUGAAAGUUUUAGAUGCACUUGAAACAUUUAAUCGAGAUCGAAAUCAAUAUAUUCGCCGACGAGCUCAUAAAGUUCUUUCAUCCUAUCGACGAUCAGGCAAAUGGAAUGUAUUAUAA
Messenger RNA from Adineta steineri, 399 nucleotides. The record is from the annotation of a GenBank genome assembly. Lineage: Eukaryota; Metazoa; Rotifera; Eurotatoria; Adinetida; Adinetidae.